This is a messenger RNA of Sturnus vulgaris (Common starling), 4502 nucleotides long. It is a transcript of the gene FAM217B, whose product is annotated as family with sequence similarity 217 member B. Lineage: Eukaryota; Metazoa; Chordata; Aves; Passeriformes; Sturnidae. The record is from RefSeq and is a predicted model, not a curated record.
CACAUCGGGAGGAUUUUGUUUGUCGCCAGCAUCUCCAGGACGUGGGGAUGUCUGCAUUGGAUAUACUGUGUCUUGCAAAGCUAAAAGACUGGAGCCGUUUGAAGAUUAUGUAACAGUAAAGGUGCAGAUACCCUUUGGAAAGAGGAAUAAUGGGACCAGGCAUUCAGGAAUAUCCCUUAUUACUGCACAGAGAGACACAGCAGAAGGAAAGCCACAGCCACACCAAUGAAAACCACAAAGGAAUGGUAAAUAAUGGAAAAAGCCAUCCAAGCACCAAAGGACUAAAUAAACCAAUUUCUUAUGCGAAAUCUCCUCCUGGAAGAUCAGGCAAAAAUGUAUCAAGUGCCAUUGAAAAGAUUUCCUAUGACACUCAAGAUGGUCACCAACCAAGUGUUUUUAAGAAGGGAAGGAACCAGCUGGAUGGCAAUAAUCAGUUUAAAAGGAUCCCAAGUGUUUGCAGCUCAUUGCACAGUGCACAAGGACCAAAGAGGAGUCCCCCAGAAAGAAGACAAAACGAAUCCUUCCUGCACAGGAGUCCCCCAGAAAGAAGACAAAACGAAUCCUUCCUGCACAGGAGUCCCCCAGAAAGAAGACAAAAUGAAUCCUUCCUGCACAGGAUCUCCCCUGGCUCCAAGGCCAGCACACAAGAAAACUUCAGUAGGGCUAAGGAUGUCUCAGUGCAGCAUUUUUAUUGCAGUAAAAAAGAACAGUUGGGAAAGAAUCAUGAGGAAUACAUUGCUGAAGCCAGUCCAGGAUCUUCAAAAUGGCAAGAAGCAUCUGUAGGUGAAAUGUUUCUUGAUUUUGAAUCCGUACAAAUUAUUAAAGAAGAUGCUGAAGAUGAUAGUGCCAGUGACCUCUCUGACUCAGAAAGGAUUCCCAUUCCCCCCUCUCCCUGCACACCACCAGAACUCAUCCUCAGAGCUGAAGAAAUCGACCCAGUUUGUUUGGAACACAUCCCUGAAAUGGGAUUCAAAGAAUCUGAAUAUUACUACCCUGACUUCCUCCCACCCCCUUUCAACUCGUGGGACUUGAAGCAGCUGGCCAUCCUUGUCCACGUGGAAGGGAAAACCGAUUUCCACCCCAAGCCCACGGGAUCCCUGGAGAAAUACAUCGAGCGCCUGGUGCAGCUGGAGUGGCUGCAGAUGCAGACGGUGCAGAGCGAGAAGGGCAGGGCCACCAAAGCCCGGCCCCAGACUGCCCCUGGCCCCACCCGUGCCCUCAAGAGCCCUGGAAAAAGCAAAGCCUUGCUCAGCCCUGUGCCCAGCAAGCAGGAAAGUGUCACCAGGCUGCCCAGGGGCUGUUUGGGUCACAGGGCAGAGCCGUACUCUGAGGAGACUCGCCAGGUGCGUUCCCAUCCAGGUCACCUGAAAGUUCCUGAGAGAAUGGGAUGUGCAGCAUCUUCUCAGAGGCACACUGGUGAUGUAAGGAGUGAACUGAAAAAGAAACCAGCUGCAAAGCAGCAGCUGCUCAGUCUGCAGCCCCCCGAGAGCAGCUCUAAAAUCCAAAGUGUUGGUAACAUCAGACCCCCUAAGCAAACCCCAGCACCCCACGGUGCAGCUGCUCCCAUCAAAGGUUUAAAAACAUACAUGUGUACAAAUCCAAAGAAAAAUGGCAAUGCCAGCAAUUAUGGUCCUCCUAAAAAGCCAACAAUGGACAGGAAAAUAAAAACAAAUGGCACAAAGCAAACACCACGCAAAUUUCAGUGAGGGACAAUUCAUUAGUUGAUGCUUCUUGACUGCUAGAAAGCAUCUGGCCAGUGCAGAAGGAUCUUUUUAUUCUUCAUAGGAAGAUCCUGAGAAAAAUGUUCCUGACACGUGGUUCUGAGUCAGCACUGUUCAUUUCUAUAGAUUUGAUCUUAAGCCAGCAGGAAAUGUUUUCCCUGAAGGCAAGUGUCUUCCAUUGGUCUUUCCUCAAAAAUAUUUAUAAUCGCUCAAUGAAGAUAACAAUAGCACAGUGUGAAGUUUAGAGAAGUACAGAACGUCCUGUCUGCACCAGCUGAAGUCUGAAUGUUCCUUGUACUGACCCUGCUGGGUGUGAGGGAAGAGGGUCCAUGCUCUUUCUCCUUGCCCAGAUGUGCUUUUUGUAAGACAGGUUUGAUUGUGGUGUUUUGGUGUUUUUAUAAAAUAAUGGAGCCUGUUAUCUAUGCAAAGUCAACUCUAAUUCUUCACAGAAGAUGAUGAAUUGGAUUUUUUUGAUGAAAUAGAUAUUAUUUUUUUGAAGAGAAGAAGAAUGGUGAUAACGUUUUGAAAUAUUUUAAUGCAGACAGAAUUCUUUUUAAGACUAAGUAUUAGGGACCAGACAGCUUCAAUAAUGACAGAUUAAGAAAAUUGAAUGUGUAUUUUUAUACCCUGGAAUCUUCACUGUGUUUACAGACAGCUUUCCUGGAAGUUCUUUUUGUAGGCCUUGAUGCUUUUUGUCAUUUAGAGGAAAUGACCAAAUUUCAAAUUGCACAUGGAUAUAUUUGAGUAAUGCUAACUAAGGCUUUUAGCAGAGACUGUAUGGCCUGGUUUUCAGAACUGGCAGCCUCUCAAAACAUAAAAACCAGACUCUUAGGGGAAGAAUUUAAAGGGUGUUGUAAGUUCGGGUAAAGAUAUAUUUUGAUACAGAAGAUAGCUAUUUUUAGUCACCUAAGAUGAAUCUUAUUUAUUCUGUGGUCCAGCCUAGCUUGGCUUCUUAAGGUUUAGGGAGGUGAGAUGGGGAAAUAUCUUAAGAGAAAGAAAUUGUACAACCAGGAUUGGGUCCUGUCCUUGGGCCUUGUGUCUUCUCUUGUGUCUGUGAGAUACAGGAGAAUACAAAGGACAGCUCAGAGAAUAUUCAAGUGUCACUUGAUCUGUCCCAGCAGCUGGGGACAGGAUCUUGUUAAGAUUUAAAUUCUAAAGAAUGUUUUUUGCUUUCACUUUAAAAUCCUGGUCAGCAUAUUUUCCUCCUCAGUCACCAGUCCCAGUCUUCAUGAGAAGUGAGCUGAAGUCUGAUGGACCAGAUUGUGCAAGUGGAUCCUUCACACUGGGAUAGAAAAUGAAAAAGUAGCAAAUACUAAAGAGUACAUUUAUGUAUAUAGCUAAAUUGCACUUCUCUUGGUGAGCUCAUCUUGGUUUUAAGAUGCUUAGCUGUUUCUUUCAUUGUGCCUACCAGAUCUUCAGCUUUGUAAAAGUUCAAAGCAUGAAUUUAUAUGUAGUUUGAAAAGUGAGAAUAUUAAGAAAUGUAGUAAUAGAGUAUUUUACAGUACAUAAAAACAUUGCUCAGGAAUAGUCUAAGAAAUAUUUUUAGUGGUUUUUUUCCUCGUCUACUGGAGACCAAAUGUGAAAUUUUGAAUUGGUAAAGGAAACGAAUGUAAUAGACAGUAUUACAUUUCCAGCAUCAAUAUUUGUAAAGUUACACUUAAUAUGAAUUGUAGUUGCAUGUACAUUCAGCUCUAUGCAAUUCAAGCGAAACUGAAUCUGAGAUGCUCAAAGACCAGAGGAGCUGGCUGUGUCAGAGGUGUGGUGGCACUCAGGAUGGCACUGAACACCAGCAGCUGCAGGGGACCAGCACAUCCCAGUGUUGCUGUUCCACCCUAUGGUUUUGGUCCAGCUUCAUUUAUUUCAGCCUUUUUAGAUGAAAGAUUCCUGUACCCAGUGCUAGUAUUUCAAGCUCUGGCCAAAUUCUACAAGCUUGCCUUAGCCAAGUUUUCCUAAUUCACAUGAACAGUAGUAAAAAAUAGGAGAGCUGCUUUGCCAAAAAUCAGGAUUUUAAUGCACUGCUCUAGUUCACAGUUACAAGCACCAAACCUGAGGUGAGCAGGAUCCAGACAUUAAUCAGAAUAGCAGUUUUUAGAAAGAAAUUCUGUUAAGAUAUAGAAAAUAAUUUAGCAUGUUAUUAUAGCAUUGAAUAUUGCUGGAUGCUAAAUUUUCUAAAUUGAAGCUUUCCUGGGUUGUAAGGAGGGCAUGUAGAUACAGGCACAUUUUGCAUGAUCACUUCUUUAAGAAUAAAUAAACCCCAUUUCAAUCAGCUGUGACCAGAGCAAGGGCACUGGCAUUGGCACUGGGAAAAGUAUUUUGUCACAGAGGCAGGAAAAUUUUAAUGUCGUGUUUGUCACCUUAUGGACACCAGUCUGUCGUUGAAGACUAAAAAGUGAAGUAGGUGGAGGUGGUGAUGCCACUUUAAAGAAGUCUGGAAACUUGUUCAUCACUGGGCUCUGUGUGGGAUCUGGCCAAGUAAGUUUGUCUCACAUGCUAAUCACACCAGUCAAACCUGUGGCAUUGAUUUGAUACUUGUGACACGCUUUGUUCACACACACAAACAGAAAUUCUGUGUUUGCCUCAACAAACAGCUCUUGGCCUGAGCAGGGCUGGGUUUUAUCCUGUUUCCAUUUUAACUUCACCACGUUCUGGGCCUACAGAUGAAAAGAGUUCCUUUUAUGAACAGGACUGUGGUUUAUAUUUCUUUCAUUUCCUAUUGCUGGGUAUUAUCUGCUGAAAAGAGCAGAAAAAUUUAUUCCAUCAAACACAUUCAGUUUAAAAUUA